AUGUCCUCUAUUGGUUACGUUCCAGAGCAUUUCUCCACUCCAAUCGCAUUUGCCCAGUCGAAAGGUUUCUUCAAACAAUUUGGAAUCGAAGUUGAACUGAUCCCAUAUCCUUCGGGGUCGGGCCAUUUGAUCCAAUCUCUUGAAGACAAUUCUCUAGAUAUAGCCAUUGGGUUGACUGAAGCUUUCGUUAGAGGGAUUGCUCAGGGUAAAGAGAACUAUAAAUUGAUUGGUACUUAUGUGUCUAGUCCUUUGCGUUGGUCAAUCAGUACAGGUUACAACAGAGAUGAAUUAACAACUCAAGAUCAAUUACAAGGGAAACGUAUUUCAAUCUCAAGAAUUGGGUCAGGUUCUCAUGUUAUGUCUUUUGUCCUAGCAUUACAACAAGGAUUCACAAAGCCUUUCUAUAGUGGGUUCCCAAUCUUGUCCAAUUUUAAGAAUUUAAGAGAUUCAGUAAAUUUACAAAAUGAUGUGGAACCAUCAGAUGCGUUCAUGUGGGAACAUUUCACUACAAAGAGAUAUUAUGAUAAUAAAGAGGUUAAAAAAAUUGGUGAAAUUUAUACACCAUGGCCAUCAUGGGUUAUUAAUGCUAGAAGUGAAUUGGUUUCUAAUGCAAGGGAACAAUUGGAUGGUUUCAUAAAAGCAAUUGAGUUGGGUAUUGAUUAUUUCAACAAGAAUCAACAAGAGGCCAUUGAAUAUAUUUAUACAAACUUGGAUUAUAGUGAAGAAGAUGCAAAAGAAUGGAUCAAAACUGUUGAAUUUAAUGAAGGUAAAGUUGAUACAGUGAAUUGGGAAACUGUUGUUGAAAACACUUCAAAAGUACUUGUUGAAGCUGGAGUUUUGGAGGAAUCAUCUGAUUUGAUUGAAUCUAGAUUGAAAGAGGGGAUAGUUAGUGUUGUUUAA
Molecule: messenger RNA, 900 nt
Organism: Hansenula anomala
Lineage: Eukaryota; Fungi; Ascomycota; Saccharomycetes; Phaffomycetales; Wickerhamomycetaceae
Product: substrate-binding domain-containing protein
Exons: 2
Coding region: 1-900 (299 amino acids)
Source: RefSeq, a predicted model, not a curated record